This is a messenger RNA of Rattus norvegicus (Norway rat), 1496 nucleotides long. It is a transcript of the gene Sult2b1, whose product is annotated as sulfotransferase family 2B member 1. Gene Ontology annotation, molecular function: cholesterol sulfotransferase activity; nucleic acid binding; cholesterol binding. Gene Ontology annotation, biological process: negative regulation of cell population proliferation; positive regulation of epidermal cell differentiation; steroid metabolic process. Lineage: Eukaryota; Metazoa; Chordata; Mammalia; Rodentia; Muridae. The record is from RefSeq and is a predicted model, not a curated record. Gene Ontology annotation, cellular component: cytosol; nucleus.
UUCGUCCUGCCCUGGCUGCAUCUCUAUGUCUGUCUUUUGUCUCUCCCUCUUACAAAAUCAACCCACGAGGUGGAUCCCGCUCUUCCCCAGCAUGGCCAGUGCUCAACACAGGGGCACCGGGACAGGAGUUACUUGGCAAAAAUUGCAAAAGAGAAGGAAGGAAUGUGUGAGCCGCUGCCCUGAGGCGGACAGCCAAGCUGGGCUGUGGUGGCCACUCGGGGUACAACCGGAAGUCCCCACUGCUGGCCCUGGACUCUGGUCGUAUGGAGCCUCCACCCUCGCCCUGGGAGGGCACCAGCCUCUCCCUCCCUGCCGCCGGCAGGAGGCGUGGGCAGCAGCUGGGAGAACCGGCUGUGCCCCUCCCCUGGGCCGGCCUGGUAGGCACCUGGCACUGGCGGGCGCGGCAGACGCUGCGCACCUGGCCCCGACGCCCGGCUAGCUCCUGCCCUGCCCGCCAUGGACGGGCCACAGCCCCCGGCCCUAUGGGGCUCAUUGGAGAACAGGGUCUCCGAACUUAGCCAGAAGCUGCAAGGUGAAUACUUCAGGUACAAAGGCAUUCCCUUUCCAGUCGGCAUGUAUACACCAGAGAGCCUCAGUCUGGCCGAGAACACUAGCAAUGUGCGGGACGACGACAUCUUCAUCGUCACCUACCCCAAAUCAGGCACCAACUGGAUGAUUGAGAUCAUCUGCUUAAUCCUGAAAGAUGGGGACCCCUCGUGGAUCCGUUCGGAGCCCAUCUGGCAACGUGCACCCUGGUGCGAGACCACCAUAAGUGCCUUCAGCCUUCCAGAGCGGCCCAGUCCCCGCCUCAUGUGCUCCCACCUCCCUAUUGAACUGUUCACGAAGGCCGCCUUCAGCUCCAAGGCCAAGGUGAUUUACUUGGGCCGGAACCCCCGGGACGUCGUGGUCUCCCUCUAUUAUUACUCUAAGAUUGCUGUACAAUUAAAGGACCCUGGUACACCUGAACAGUUCCUUCAGAAUUUCCUCAAAGGAGAAGUGCAGUUUGGCUCCUGGUUUGACCACAUCAAGGGCUGGAUCCGGAUGCGGGGCCGAGAGAACUUCCUGUUUAUCACCUACGAGGAGCUGCAGCAGGACCUGCGAGGCUCCGUGCAACUCAUCUGUGAGUUCCUGGGCCGGCCACUGGGUGAAGAGGCCCUGAGCUCUGUGGUGGCCCAUUCAGCUUUUGCUGCCAUGAAGGCCAAUAACAUGUCCAACUACACGCUGCUGCCGGCCAGCCUGCUAGACCACCGCCAGGGGGCGUUCCUGCGCAAAGGGAUCAGUGGCGACUGGAAGAACCACUUCACUGUGGCGCAGAGUGAGACUUUUGACCAGGUCUACCGAGAGCAAAUGCACGGGCUGCCGAGCUUCCCCUGGGACAGGUCCGCAGAGGACGGCAGCCCUGAUGGCGAGACUGAGCCCAGCCCUAGCCCCAGCCCUGGCCUAGCCUCUGAUGACCCCAACCCAGGAUCCUCACAAUAAACUUGUCACUCCAGCCA